AUUUGCUUGCUUUGCCGGCAGCGUGGGCAUAGUCUUAAGAAUUGCCCAGAGAAAAGUGAUACAAAGGAGAAAAGCUUGUGUUAUAACUGUGGAGAAGCUGGGCAUUCUCUUUUGAAGUGUCCUCAUCCCCUUCAAGAUGGGGGUACAAAAUAUGCCAACUGCUUUGUCUGUAAAGAACAUGGGCAUUUGAGUAAGAACUGUCCAAAAAAUACACAUGGAAUCUAUCCAAAGGGUGGUUCAUGUAAGAUAUGUGGUGAAGUAACUCAUUUGGCUAAGCAUUGUCCAAACAAAGGAAACAAAAAUUCAGCCUCUUCUUUUGGACAGCAAAGAACAUGUAAGCUCCUAGCGAAUUCUGCAUCUGGAAUGGCUGUGAAUGACGAGUGUAAGCUCAAGUUUUUGGAGCUGAAGGCAAAGAGGAACUUUCGUUUCAUUAUCUUCAAGAUCGACGAGAAGAUACAGCAGGUCACUGUGGAGAAGCUUGGCCAGCCCGAUGAGAGCUAUGAUGAUUUCACUGCAAGCUUGCCUGCUAAUGAAUGCCGCUAUGCUGUGUUUGAUUUUGAUUUUGUUACCGAUGAGAAUUGCCAGAAGAGCAAGAUCUUCUUCAUUUCUUGGUCUCCUGAUACAUCAAGGGUAAGGAGUAAGAUGCUAUAUGCUAGCUCCAAGGACAGAUUUAAGAGAGAACUUGAUGGCAUCCAAGUUGAGCUACAAGCAACAGAUCCAAGUGAGAUGAGCCUUGAUAUUGUCAAAGGGCGAGCUUUCUGAAGAGCAGAUUGUUCAUCCUCUGCUUAACUCUGGGCCAGAAGUUUCACUAAAUGAGUUAUUGGUCUUUAUAUUUGAUGAUAUUGAUAUGAUCAAUUCUUCAAACCAUGUUCAAAAUGUUAUAUGUAUUCUUUUUCUUGUUGAAGUUUUUAAGAAACGUGACUUGAUUGUGACUAAAGGCAUUUUAUUGAUGUAAAAUAGAUAUUCAGAUUAAGCAUUUGCUAUUUUUCUUUGAUGAAUA
Elaeis guineensis (African oil palm) is the source of this 1000-nucleotide messenger RNA. Lineage: Eukaryota; Viridiplantae; Streptophyta; Magnoliopsida; Arecales; Arecaceae. The record is from RefSeq and is a predicted model, not a curated record.